AUGAAGCUUGUCCUGAGCGCCUCGUCGGCGACGGCCCCUUCGCACGUCGCGACCGACGGCUUUGCGUGUCCGGCUUCCUCCGCUCCCGCAGAGGCGGCGGCUGUCGGUUCUGCCUCUCUGGGGCCAAAUGUUUGGAAGAACGGGAUUGAGAAGCGAGAUGUGGCGGAAGCGCUUGCCACAGGCUCUGGCGUGUCUCUCACAGCCUCCAGCGAGUUUUUGCGGCUAGCAUCCUCGACCGCGAAGGAGCACGUCUCCUGUGCUUCCGCAGUUACUUCACAAGGCGGACUGCCGGCGUAUGGGCAACCAAGGGACACAGGUAGCGGAAGAACUGCCGCUUCGGGGGGGGGCUUCCCUAGAACGUCGUUUCCUUCUGCAGCGCCGCCGUCGUUUUCUAAGACGGUCCCGGGACAGUCUGCGAUGGGUGUCGGCGCAGCAGCCGGCAAGUCGAGCGCCCUGCAGUCGAAUUUCUCGACUCUUCUCGACAAACAGUAUGGGCCACCGUCUUCUCAAACGAAACUGAGUCAGCCUCCGUCGUUCACAACUCUCUCGCAUGCCGACAGCCUGUCAACGGCUGCUGGGGAAGAGGAGGAAAGCGAGUUCGACAGUCUCUCCCCGCUGCGUGGGGCGCCGUGCGGCGUACCCCCUCGAGAGAAAAACGCAGAUUCCACCGGCUUGUGUGGUGCUCCAAAAGUCACCCUCCAUCCCCAGGACACAGGCUACGAAACAGGGUCGGUCCUUUCUUCGGACCUUUCCUUUCUCAAAACCGGAAGAUGCGCUGAAAGGGGAAACCGAUAUCCGGCCAUGGCUCCCUCUAGCCUUGUCAGUGAUGCUGUGUCUGUACACCUCGCCGCGAGAAGCAGCUCUUCCUCUGGUCGCCUCUCGCAGCAUGACAGCGGCCAGAUAACUGGAGAGAAACCAGCAACAAGCACCGCGGGAAGCGCCACACGGACGGUGCUCGCAAGCUCAUCAGCCUCAUCAACAGCCGAGGGUCAGAGUUGUCGGCUGUAUCAGGAGCCCCUCUCGAGAACAGAAGUUCUCCUGAACAAGCAAGCAGAAGACUUUGAGCAAAACCCAGUCGAGGGUUUCUUCGCUGACGACAGCGCAACCUUUGAUUUUGAGGAAGAAGGGGUUUUUGGACAAGACUUUCUGCAUCCCAAAGUCAAGGACGGACUGUUCAUCGGAAACCAAUUUGUCGCCGGGGACAGAGACUUCCUGGCGGCCAACAAAAUCACCCACGUGAUCAAUUGUAGCUGCCUAGACACUUCAAACUUUUUCGCCGCCGACGCGGACCUACAGAUCUCCUACCUCUCGCUGCCGUGGCCAGAGCAAGGAACUCUCCAUCGCCUCCUCGGCGCAGAUGGACUGCUGUCGAAAGAGAUAUUCAACUUCAUCGAAACUAGUCAGGCGCUCUGCGAAGGCUGUUUGGUUCACUCCGUCCGAGGCCACUCCCGGGCCGCCACGGUCCUGCUCGCCUACCUCAUGCAAAAAUAUUCUUGGUCUCUCUCCAAGGCGAAGGAGUUUUUCACUUCGCCGCGGCCAGGACUGGACAUGCGCGCUGAACACAUCGAGCAGCUGCAGCAGUUGGAACGCAGUCUCUCUCGCGUGCAAGGCGUCGUGCUAUCGAAAGCGUGGACCAAAGGACUCAGGCGCUCAGACGGCGACGAGGAGCUGUUGCUGGCGAACACCUACCUCAACUCGCUGCUCAAGACCGACUUGCAGACUUUUGCCGCUGAAGCGCUUCCCCCAGGCUCCUCCGAGCCCGCCGCACACACCGCACAGCCCGAUAUGAAGAAACGCGCGUUGCGCUGGCUCGACGAAGAGCGGCCUGGGGCCCCUGCCGGCGACGCGAGACCCGCGCAGCGUCAAGGAACCCGCAAGUCUAUCCUUAAGAGUCCUGUGACCUCCAAGAUCGGUAGCGGCAACUCCUCAAGUGGAUGCACGCGACUCAACACCGGCGUAGUAAGCGUCCGGCGCGGUGAGCCAGGCGCCCAAACGGCGGCCGCGGGUCUGGGCGCGGCCCGGAGGCGCGCCUGGAGCGAGGCGAGCAGCACAGGGUCAUCCUUUGCCUCUCUCAGUCCGUUGAGAGGGAGAGAGCUGCCCCACGAGGUGGAAAAAGCGAGAGAAAAAGCGGCGUUCGACUGCGGCGCCCAGUCCCUCCUUCAGUGGUCGCGAUCUACGUGCCUGGCGGAUCGUGCGCAGCGCGGCUCUCUGCAUUUUUCUCCGAAGCUCGCCACGGCGCCUGCAGGCAGCGGGACCCGCGCCGCGUCGUCUGCAGCGCGCGAGUGCGAAACGGUCGCGCCCGCGCAGCAGCUGAACAAGGAGUUCUCUCUCUGCCUCAACGCAGUGUCUACUCACAAGCCCAGCACCCGGCGAGUCGGCACUCUAGAAGACAGCGGGCGGCCCUUCGGACCGCGAAACUUGGUGACUGCAAGACUCAGCGGAGGUGCGGCCCUCGGAGGCCCCGUGGAACGGCGAUGA
Besnoitia besnoiti is the source of this 2478-nucleotide messenger RNA. RefSeq names its product dual specificity phosphatase, catalytic domain-containing protein. Lineage: Eukaryota; Apicomplexa; Conoidasida; Eucoccidiorida; Sarcocystidae. Gene Ontology annotation, molecular function: protein tyrosine/serine/threonine phosphatase activity. The coding region runs from base 1 to 2478 and encodes 825 amino acids. Gene Ontology annotation, biological process: protein dephosphorylation. The transcript has 11 exons. The record is from RefSeq and is a predicted model, not a curated record.